This is a messenger RNA of Morone saxatilis (striped sea-bass), 2156 nucleotides long. RefSeq lists its product as uncharacterized. NCBI's taxonomy places the organism in Eukaryota, Metazoa, Chordata, Actinopteri, Moronidae. Bases 155 to 988 code for a protein of 277 amino acids. The record is from RefSeq and is a predicted model, not a curated record. The transcript has 7 exons.
GACGGAAACUGUCGUGUUGUUAUCUUUGUGUCGCUUUGACUGAACUUUAAACAUCUUAAAUGUCGAAGAAACUCACGUGUCUCUGGAUUUUAGCAAAGCUAACGAGGUGCUCAGAGAGGACUGCUCAGAUACAAGCCUGUCACAUCCUAGCUGUAUGUGGAGUCUGAUGAUGGGUUUGUGGCAGCCAGUGACCAACCUUAAAGAUUAUGUAUCCCAGAAUCCUCCAGCGGUGACAUUUUUCCUGUGUCUGCUGAUUCUGGCUGUCUCGUUCAUCGGCCUCAGCUCUUACAGCUACACUCACACUCUGCCUAACCCUGACACAGUAAAGGAUUGGAACCAUCUCCUGUCCUCAUUGUCACAGUUCCAGCUGUGUGCCAAAGCCAAUGCAACUUCAUCUGAGUUUGUCUCGUCAGUCCCCUCUCCUCUGAUGGAUACAGACACUCCACUUAACUCUACAGAGACUCCUUCUGUCAGCCGUUUGCAUCUUAAGGUUCCUGUAGUUGUGACUACCAACUCAAACAGUGGCUCUCUAAAGGAUCUUGGACUACACGCUGUCUUCAGAGCCAGGCAGCUACAUCUUGGAGGCAAUCAGACUGUUAAUGUGACUCUAGAGGUUUUGUCUGGAAAUGAUACCUACACCUGCCUCACCAUAAGUGCCCCAACCCACCUCCUGCCUAUGAGGCUACUUCCACCAGAGUGCCCUGCAUCUGAGAAAAACAUCUCACCCAUCCACGUGGAAGCGAGCAACCAGCCGCCUACAGCAUUACAAACCUGCUACAGUCUACACUCCAAGAAUGACCCAACACUCACUAUCAUGUUAACAAGGGAGGAGCAGAGUGUGGCAGAGCGACAUCUGUUAGAAGUCAGUGUGUGUCUGCUAGCCGUUUGUCUGAUACUCUGUUUAGCUGCUAGUCUGACACAUUCGCUUAUACGUCGACAGCACUGGAAUGGACUGGAUCUACAAAAUGAGCCCUUAAUUGACACCUGAAUAUUGUUCCUCCUCUACAUCCAGAAGAAAUCAGUUGCUCUCUUGACAGAGAACAGCAAUAUUUAUCACUUGCUUUAAGGCAUCUAACCAGUUUUACAAAGGAAACCAGUUUACAUGUCAUGGGGAGAACUGCUCAGCUUGUGAAAAUACUGUAUAAGCACUCUGGGACUCUGGAGGGAGCUCUCUGAAGCCUGAGAAAUAAACCCAGGUGAUGUCAUCAGGGUUAUCUCCGCUUGGCUUUAGAGACUAUUAUUUGUGUAGGAUCUAGCAAUUUCAAGCUUGACUCAUACUGGGGAGUAAAAGUCAGUUUCUUCUGCAUUAAUUUUGACCAUUUUAAUUGAUUAACAUGUUUCUAAACUUGUAAGUGCAAUACUAAAACAGUAUAUAUUAUGUAUUGUACAAUAUCCAGAUCAGAAACACACAUACAGAGAUAUACUGAUAUAGGUACAGUGAUACAGAAGGAGUAUAUAUUUUAUAAUGGGACCAUGGCGUAAGCUACUCUGUUUACUGGUCAUACAUUCACUAUCCAGUCUGUUAUGUUCAUUGCAUUCCAGGACUUAUUUGCUUUCUGUUGAACUACCUUGUCUUCUUCAGUUCCCGCAUUGUGGUUAAGUGUUAUUCCAGUCAAAAACGUAAUUAUUAUUUUUUGUAAACUGUGAAAGUAUUCUUUGUUUCUAAUUUCUACUGGACCAAAGGUAUUUGGGCAUGCUCGGCUAGUUUGCCUGUUUAGCACUUUAAUUUAAAUAUGCUGACAUUGAAAGCUCAUUGAAUCCAGAUGGCAAAUCUACAGUUUAAGUAUUCUUGUAUACAACUACAAUAUGUUUUAUGACUUUCACAGUGCUUGAACCUUUAAGAAACACUGAAAUGUGUCUUACUCCUAAUUGAAUUUGUAAACAACAGAUAGUGUUUAAGUUAGAAAAAAGGGGUGUAACAUCUGCAACGUCGCUAUGAUACAAGCCAUUUGUAAUUGUUUUUUAAUAACAAAGAGUUAAAAGGACACUAAGCAGUGUAAAUGUAAAAUUACCAGUGUUAUUAAUUUACUGACAUGUCCUCCAAUCUGUCCAGGAUUUUCUGCACAAACAGCUCAGAAACACAUUACAGUGGUCAAGUUUGAACAAGACUGAAAUAUUAAUAAUGAUUAAUAUAAAAACUGGAUUUCUGUUGUGAA